GGCGCAACUCUAUGGAAAAUUGAUUCAGAAGCCGGCUCGUUGUCGGCAGUGGCUAGUUUUAGAUCAUCGGAAGAUGCCACGAAAAAGUGCUCAUCGUUCGAGUUCAACCCGAAUGGUCAGAAAGCAGCCAUAGUUACCGAACGAACAGUGAAUUUUGUGGAUGUUGAGAAAUCACUGCAGGUAACUGAAACCUUCCCAAUAGACGCUAAAGGAAACCUGAACGCAAUCGGAUGGAAUCCUCAUUCUGCUGGUACAACACUGGCGGUUUCUUAUGAUGGAGGCGUAAGAGCCAUCGAUACGCGAUCACUGGAUGAUCAGUUUCACAUUGUGAAUGCGAAUCCUCCGACGUGUCGAAGUUUGGAUUUCAAUCCAAAUAUGCAAUAUAUGCUGGCCACAUGUGGUGAUGACUGUAGAGUGGCGCUAUGGGAUACGCGAAGCGUUAAGGAACCAGUGAAAACACUCAAUGAUCACUCACAUUGGGUAUGGUGUGUACGAUUCAAUCCGAUUCACGAUCAGCUGAUUCUGUCUGGUGGAAGCGAUGCUCGACUGUUCUUGAACAGUGUCGCGUCGCUCAGUUCAGAUGCUUUGCAAUCUGCNGAAGCCGAUAUCAGCAUUGAGGAUGCCAUCAAUAGUGAACCGAUGACCAAAAAAUUAAGUGAUGAACGAUUGGAGAAAGUCGAAGAACACGAGGAUUCGGUUUACGCAUGUGCCUGGGCUGCCAACGACCCAUGGAUUUUUGCAUCACUAUCGUUUGAUGGACGUGUGAUUAUAUCACGAGUGAAACGACAUCAUAAAUAUGCCAUACUUCGUUUAUAG
Anisakis simplex (herring worm) is the source of this 816-nucleotide messenger RNA. NCBI's taxonomy places the organism in Eukaryota, Metazoa, Nematoda, Chromadorea, Rhabditida, Anisakidae. The record is from the annotation of a GenBank genome assembly.